AUGCCAGGCCUUGAAUUUUACUCGAAAACCGAGACUGCCCCACCAAGCAAUUCUCGCUCAGAGUCUCGUCCAGAGGCGCGUGAGGAUCUUAAUGACGGGCCAUCUCGUCCUGGCGUCUACUAUAAUGCUCGUCUGGACCCAAAAAACUAUUUGGAAGGACCGCUAUCUGUGAACGCCGCCACUCGGUUGCGACAGAUGUUAGCCCGACCCGGAAUAGUUGUUGCUCCCGGAAUUUGUGAUGGUAUCAGCGCCCGAUGCGCAAUCGAAGCCGGUUUCGAUUGCAUGUAUCAAAGGUAUACCUUUUGUCGCGGCCUAAAGUUCCUCCUCGCAUAUACCGACCUUCGUUUUAGUGGUGCGGCAACUACAGCGUCUCGUUUGGGACAACCAGACCUUGCCAUCGCGACCCUCAAUGACUUCGUUGGAGCGGCACAGAUGGUGUGCAGCAUUAAUCCUUCAAUACCAGUCAUUGCAGAUGCCGACACUGGGUUCGGCGGUCCCGUGAAUGUCGCUCGCACUGUGAGACAAUAUAUCAGUGCAGGAGUCGCUGGCAUGCACAUCGAAGAUCAAGUUCAGACUAAGCGCUGCGGCCAUUUGAUGGGCAAGCAAGUCGUCUCUCGUGAGGAAUUUUUAACGAGGAUCAGGGCAGCUGUCAUUGCUCGCGAUUCUAUCCCAGGAGGUUCUGAUUUUGUCAUCAUUGGCCGAACCGACUCCGCUCAGGUGUUGGGAAUGGAAGAGGCGAUCACUAGGCUCAAACUGGCAGCAGAUGCAGGCGCUGAUGUUUGCUUCAUCGAAGGAGUCAAGACGGCGGAGUUGCUACAAUCGACUGUCGCUGCACUGGCUCCAAAACCCGUACUCGUAAACGUGAUAUCUGGUGGUCUGACACCAUCAUUUACAUAUCAUGAAGCCGAAAAACUUGGUGCUAAAAUCAUCAUAUUCUCGCUGGUAUCAUGCGUCGCAAUGGUCCACUCAGUCCGCGCUGCCAUGCAAUCUUUGAAGAAAACGGGUACAGACUUUACCUCAGCUAAAGGAAUGGACCCUAAGUCAUUCUUCGAAGUGAUGGGUUUGAAUGAAGUAAUCGAACUUGAUGCAAAGGCUGGUGGAUCAGCCUUCAAUGUCGUAUGA
Molecule: messenger RNA, 1122 nt
Organism: Psilocybe cubensis
Lineage: Eukaryota; Fungi; Basidiomycota; Agaricomycetes; Agaricales; Agrocybaceae
Exons: 8
Coding region: 1-1122 (373 amino acids)
Molecular function (GO): catalytic activity
Source: RefSeq, a predicted model, not a curated record